GUGUGCAGUAAUGAUCUGAAGUGUGUGUGUUACCUUGGCUGGGCUGGAGACGACUGCAACUCCACGUCUCCGCUCAGUUAUCUUGUGGUGGGACCGACUGCCUCAGUUUCAGGUAUCACCAGUACAAACAUCAUCAUCGGGGCCAUCGUGGGCUCCAUCCUCUUCCUCGCGCUCAUAAUGGCUGCUACAGCCUGGUGCUACAAGAGCUAUAAGCAGAGAUGCUAUGUGGAGUCUGAGGUUCACCGAAGAUUCUGCCGGCAAAUGCCCCCAGGUGACUAUGUAACAAAGCCUGGGGACGCAGAUUCCUUUUACAGUGACAUGCCUCCGGGUGUCAGCACAAACUCCGGCUGCAGCUCCAAGAAGAGGUCAGCCUGCCUGUCGCACCUGCAGAUUUGCACCCUGUCCUUCACUCCCUCCAUCCCAUCCAUAGCACACAUCUCACUGUUUGGCUUCAG
Molecule: messenger RNA, 455 nt
Organism: Paralichthys olivaceus (Japanese flounder)
Lineage: Eukaryota; Metazoa; Chordata; Actinopteri; Pleuronectiformes; Paralichthyidae
Source: RefSeq, a predicted model, not a curated record